Molecule: messenger RNA, 1855 nt
Organism: Piliocolobus tephrosceles (Ugandan red Colobus)
Lineage: Eukaryota; Metazoa; Chordata; Mammalia; Primates; Cercopithecidae
Gene: RNF166
Product: ring finger protein 166
Exons: 6
Coding region: 97-810 (237 amino acids)
Biological process (GO): ubiquitin-dependent protein catabolic process; protein polyubiquitination
Molecular function (GO): ubiquitin protein ligase activity
Source: RefSeq, a predicted model, not a curated record
CUCCGAUGACGUCAGCGCGGCGCAGUAGCGACCGUGACGAGCGGGCCGGGCCGGGCCAGGACAGCGGGAGGCGGGCGGCGCGGGCCUGGCCCCGGGAUGGCGAUGUUCCGCAGCCUGGUGGCCUCGGCUCAGCAGCGGCAGCCACCGGCCGGGCCGGCGGGCGGCGACAGCGGCCUGGAGGCGCAGUACACCUGCCCCAUCUGCCUGGAGGUCUAUCACCGGCCCGUGGCCAUCGGCAGCUGCGGCCACACGUUCUGCGGGGAGUGCCUCCAGCCCUGCCUGCAGGUGCCAUCCCCACUGUGCCCACUCUGCCGCCUGCCCUUCGACCCCAAGAAGGUGGACAAGGCCACCCACGUGGAGAAGCAGCUCUCAUCCUACAAAGCGCCCUGUCGAGGCUGCAACAAAAAGGUGACCCUGGCAAAGAUGAGAGUCCACAUUUCGUCCUGCCUAAAGGUCCAGGAGCAGAUGGCCAACUGCCCCAAGUUCGUCCCCGUGGUGCCCACAUCCCAGCCUAUCCCCAGCAACAUCCCCAACAGGUCCACCUUCGCCUGCCCGUACUGCGGCGCCCGCAACCUGGACCAGCAGGAGCUGGUGAAGCACUGUGUGGAAAGCCACCGCAGCGACCCCAACCGCGUGGUGUGCCCCAUCUGCUCAGCAAUGCCCUGGGGGGACCCCAGCUACAAGAGUGCCAACUUCCUGCAGCACCUGCUUCACCGACACAAGUUCUCCUAUGACACGUUUGUGGACUACAGCAUUGAUGAGGAGGCCGCCUUCCAGGCCGCCCUGGCCCUGUCUCUCUCAGAGAACUGAAGGGAAGUGCAGCCACCCGCCCGCAUCUGGGGUCAGGGAUGUCCCCGCUUGAGGGACAGGCCUGGGCUCCGUGUCGCACCUGGCACCUGCUCGGGAGCACGCCCCACCGGACCAGGAAGAGCCUGCACCUGCGCAGGAGGGGAGCCGGGGCCAAGCCUCCGGGCCUGAAGAUGGACCAGCCGCUGAGGCCGCCAGAGCAGGACCGCCUGGUCCCACCGGCGUCGCUGGGUUCUUCGGUGCUUCUGGCCGAGCAGGCGGCCUCCUUGGGCAGGGCUGGCCACUGGGACCUAGAGCCGCCGCUGUCUCUUCAAAGCCAUGAUGCCCUCUCGUGGGAAGAAGGGACCGGCGGCGCGAGCCAUGCUCCACAGUCGAGCUGGGAGGAACCCAGGCUGCCGCCCUGCCCAGCCCGACCCCGCUUCCACCUUGCGCAUUUGGUACUGGCUUUUGUGAUACUUAGGAAUCCUGGCAUCUUUUCUAUAUGAUCCAGUGUGAUAAUCUUUUCACGUUUUAUAGAGCAAAGACAGAGCAGUUACUCUUCAUAUUGCAAUAUGUGUGUUUGACUAGGAAUAAUAGUAUUUUUAUGGAACAUUUACAAAAUUAUAUUUUUAAAAAAAACAAUCAAAACAAGCAUUGGGGGAUUGAGGGAAGGAGCAGUGGGGCAGCUGCCGGAGCUCAGGCGAGCCGUGGCAUCUGCCCUGCGCCACUCACUGUGUGUCUGGGUCCUUGAGGUUUGUGCGUUUCUCUUUGAUGACUAGGAAGAAAUCCCAGCACCCCGGCCACAGGCUGUGGCCGCUCCCAGCAGAGGCAGGGCCGGCAGAGCAGGGGCCUCCUCCACCCAGAGUCCUGGCCUUGGCCCCCUGUCACCUUCAAAGCUGACUGUGCCCGCUGCGGGAGGGGACGGCACCCAGCGGUGGCAGAGCUUGGCCUGGGCAGGGACCCGCUUGGCGGGCUGAGCAACGCGUCAACACUCUUUUCUGUUCUUGGCAUUAAUUAUUGCUGUCUUUUUUUUAAAAAAAAGUUUAAAUAAAACAUCUCAGAGCAUCUC